AUGGACUUCGAUUCAGCGAAGUCGUCGCUGGUCCGAUUCCGAGCUUCCGCCAAUUCCUUCCUGUCCGAUGUCGAGCCGCUCGCCCUGCUUCUCGCCCCACUCCUCACUCUGUUAGUUGCUCGAGUAGUUCAAUCGUUUCUUCGUUGCGUUCACGAUAAUGGAGCCAAACCUCUGAUCAUAGGCUUCGUCAUGAGCUCCGUCAAGUUGGUGCCUGGCGUGAAGCGUUAUAUCGAUGCGGAGAAACAGAAGGUUGUUGACCAGAUGCAGUCUGGCACCAAAUCUAAGAGGGCGGGAUGGAUGUCGGAGUUGCCUAAAGAAGGGUUAGGGCCGGGAGUGGUCGAAAAGUUGAAAGAAGAGAAAGAUAAGGAUGUAGAUUGGCGGGGCAAAUGCUCGGGUACAGUUUACAUUGGUGGAACUGAAUCUGAGGGUCAUUUUGCUGUGAUAAACGAGGCCUGCUCAAUGUUUGCACAUACAAAUCCAUUGCAUUUGGAUGUGUUUCCAAGUGUAGCUAGAUUUGAGGCAGAAGUUGUGGCAAUGACGGCUGCCCUGCUUGGAAGUAAAGAAACGUCUUCUGGAGGAGAAAUAUGUGGGAACAUGACAUCAGGUGGAACGGAGAGUAUUUUGCUGGCUAUGAAAACAUCUCGAGACUACAUGAAGGCUAAGAAGGGAAUUCGAAAACCUGAAAUGAUAAUACCUGUAUCAGCACACUCAGCUUAUGACAAGGCUGCUCAAUACUUUAACAUCAAGCUCUGGCGAGUUCCUGUAAGUAAAGAAUUUCAAGCAGAUGUUAAGGCUAUACGAAGGCUCAUUAACAGAAACACUAUUUUGAUUGUUGGAUCUGCCCCUGGGUUUCCUCAUGGCGUCAUCGAUCCCAUUGAGGAGCUUGGAGAAUUGGCUUCUAGCCGUGGAAUAUGUCUUCAUGUUGACCUUUGCCUCGGUGGAUUUGUGUUACCUUUUGCCCGUAUGCUUGGAUACCCAAUUCCAUCAUUCGACUUUACUGUUGAAGGAGUGACCUCAGUGUCAGUAGAUGUGCACAAGUACGGGCUGGCUCCUAAAGGAACGAGUGUAGUUCUGUACAGAAAUCAUGAAAUUAGAAAGCAUCAAUUUGUUGCUGUUACUGAGUGGUCGGGUGGCCUCUAUGUGUCUCCGACAGUUGCUGGAAGUAGGCCAGGAAGUUUGAUUGCUGGGGCUUGGGCAGCAAUGAUUUCUCUCGGCCUACAAGGGUACUUGGAGAAUACAAAAGCCAUAAUGGAGGUAUCAAAGCAAGUACAGAAGGGAGUACAAGAGAUCCCCGAGUUAUUCAUCAUUGGAAAACCAGAUAUGACGAUUGUGGCAUUUGGAUCCGAUCUCGUGGAUAUAUUCGAAGUCAACGACAUCAUGACGUCCAAAGGCUGGCAUCUUAAUGCAUUGCAGAGACCCAACAGUCUUCACAUCUGCCUUACCCUCCAACACGUAUCAAUCUACAAGGACUUCCUCGUCGAUCUGAAGGAAUCAGUAAACACUGUGAAAGCAAAUCCAGGUCCUAUAAAAGGAGGGCUCGCUCCAAUUUAUGGUGCUGCCGGGAAGAUGCCUGAUCGAGGGAUGGUUCAGGAUUUGUUGGUUAAUUACAUGGAUGGUACAUGUUAG
Molecule: messenger RNA, 1626 nt
Organism: Linum trigynum
Lineage: Eukaryota; Viridiplantae; Streptophyta; Magnoliopsida; Malpighiales; Linaceae
Source: the annotation of a GenBank genome assembly